CUUCAGAUUUGCAGAUGAGGAUUCGCAACACAGAUUCGUAGACGCAAAAUUUUGAUUUUCCAUUUCUUGAAAUUUUUGCUUGAAGAAAUUAAGCUGUAAUCAUUUUCCCCGGAGCUGUUUUAUGCUAUUGAAGAAUGAAGCUUGUCAAGGAUGCCAUUGUAGCAGAGACUGGCAAUAGACAGUUAUUUCCUCCUUCAAGAGAAUGAUCGCAUAUCUGGAUUUUGCUCUGUAACGCUGACUAUUGACCAUAAAAAUUUGGGUCUUCCUGCAGAUUUGGGUUGCCCAUCAUUAUGGAGCCAACAGCGGUUCUGAUCUCAAAUGUUAUUAGCUUUGUACUCCAAUAGUACAUACUUUCAGAUGAAAAAAUUCAAAGCCAUGUUCAUCCUAACCUUAGUCCUUAUGUCCUCAUUUGACUUCCUUAUUUUGGUCUUCUCACUCCGACUUAAUCCAAACAGCUCUGAUUUAUGUGAGAAUAAAGUGGACCCUCGGACUCUCCGGCCAGACCAAAUGACGGUGGUGAUAAGUGGCUACUCAGAGCACAGAAUCCCACUCCUCCAAUCCAUUGCUGCCAGAUCACAUGCAUAUGAUUUAAAUACCAAGUCUUGGAUCUACACUAUCAGCAGCGACAAGUAUUCCAUUAUACUCACCAAGGCCAUGAUCAUGAAAUGGGAAUACUUAUGGGAAUACAGUUGUGGAGGUGGAAAAGUGAAUGAAGAGCUGCGGAAAAUCGUGGAUGCUGAAAGGAAUUGUGAGGAUAUUCUAAUGAAUUUUGUUGUGGCAGACAAGAUAAAUGCAGGGCCCAUAUUAGCAGGAGCUGAGAGAGUGAGGGACUGGGGGGAUGCAAGGAAUGAAGGCAGGGUGGGGAAGGAGGAGAGGGAGGCUGGGUUGAGCAGCAGGAGAGGGGAGCAUAGGAAAAGGAGAGGGGACUGCAUCAGAGAGUUCCAUAGGGUUCUAGGCAGAAUGCCUCUGAGAUAUAGUUACGGGAAGGUAGUAAAAUCAGUCGGUGAGCAAGGGCUUUGUGAGAAGAGUGGCAAGCUGGUGUUUUGUGACCAGCAGGUUUUCAAGUAAAUUUGUUUUUUUUUUUUUUGGUGUUUUUCUCUCAUAUGCAACUGCCAUGUGGGUUUCUGUUCUAGUUCGAUAGUGCAUUAAUGUAAUUUUGCCUGUAGGUACUUUUCUUACUAAUACAGUUGAAAAAGACACACCAUACAGAAAAGGGAACAUCCUUUUUUAUUUUUCUGGAAAACUAGUAUCCAGACUUGCAUGUUGUUACAAAUGGACAUUAUACCUGAACAAACUAAAAUGAAAAGCCGAUGUUGAUGAAGCUAUGCCUUACAGUUACUUGAACAACAACUGUUUCACACAAAACUAUGCCAAAGCUGAUCAUGAUUUGGUUUCCUAGUUUCAUGUGGAUGGCAUUUAUUUUCUUUCAAUGUGAAGUCUAAAGAAGGAAAUUGGUGUCUACUUCGGAGUUUCUGUUGAUUUGUCUUGCCACUGUAGUUGUUUGACACUACAGCUGCAUGGUUAAGUACCCAAGUCAGCCUGAAUGUGUAAGUACGGAAAGGCCUCUGGUGGUAAUAGGAUCUAUGACUCAAGGAAGUUCUGAUUUUAAGAUCCCGGAAGAAGUAGUUGAAAUGGAGCAAUCUGGCUGGUGGCAGAAGUUAGCGAGUGAAGCACAAUUACUCUGUAACUUGAAUCACAGGGUUGGAAUGCAGUCUCGAGGUGAUAAAGUUGGGGCUGGCUGAGUAAGAGGAUUAGGACAUCGAUAUUGUAUUUACCUGGCCUACCUCUACUGGAAAAUAGAAAAUGUUUGAUGUAAGCAAACAAAUUGUCAACUUUAUUUCGGUUUAUAUUGGAUGGGCAAAGAGUGCUGGAGGAGUAGUGUUGUUUAUGUCUAGCUUUCCACAUAGCUGUAAUGUUCAAAAUUGCUUUGGAAAAUUGCAUCUACUAGUUUCUGGUACAAUUAAGGUUAA
Coffea arabica (coffee) is the source of this 1970-nucleotide messenger RNA. RefSeq names its product glycosyltransferase family protein 64 C3-like. Gene Ontology annotation, cellular component: membrane. Gene Ontology annotation, molecular function: glycosyltransferase activity. The record is from RefSeq and is a predicted model, not a curated record. Lineage: Eukaryota; Viridiplantae; Streptophyta; Magnoliopsida; Gentianales; Rubiaceae.